AGACUGAAAAUCUGAAACCAUGGGUAGCUUGGCUAAGCCCAAUUCUACUACAACUCUAUGCCAUCCUCACCACAUAACCGCAACCCAAAAGGGUUACCGGAGCCACUCAAUUCCGGCAAUCCGAUCAUCCUCCUUCUCAGGCGAAGGUAAUGGUAGACGACAGAUGCUGUCGGCUUUCUUGGCUGCAACAGCAGCAGUGGCAGUACAAUCCACACCAAUGGCGAUAGCCCAGAAUUGGGGGACAAGAUCCUUCAUUAAAGAAAGGUUCUUCGAACCGGGUCUAUCUCCAGAAGAUGCCGUGGCUAGAAUCCAACAGACCAGAGAGGGACUCCAUAGCUUGAGGGAGAUGUUGGAGAGAAAGUCAUGGAGGUAUGUCAUCUUCUAUAUUCGCCUCAAAUCUGCUUAUCUCUCACAAGACCUCAAGAAUGCGCUCUCCACUUUGCCUGAUUACCGCAAAAAAUCUUACAUUAAGACUGCAAACGAGCUCGUUGAUAAUAUGGCAGAGCUUGAUUACUAUAUUCGAUCACCCAAAAUAUACGAGUCAUAUCUAUUCUACGAGAAGACAUUGAAAUCUAUAGACGACCUUGUGGCUUUAUUCGCUUAGGGUGUGAGGUAACCUAGGAGUUUCUCUCUCUCU
Molecule: messenger RNA, 637 nt
Organism: Telopea speciosissima
Lineage: Eukaryota; Viridiplantae; Streptophyta; Magnoliopsida; Proteales; Proteaceae
Product: photosynthetic NDH subunit of lumenal location 2, chloroplastic
Exons: 4
Coding region: 20-604 (194 amino acids)
Biological process (GO): photosynthetic electron transport chain; photosynthesis
Cellular component (GO): chloroplast; photosystem II oxygen evolving complex; extrinsic component of membrane
Molecular function (GO): calcium ion binding
Source: RefSeq, a predicted model, not a curated record